Messenger RNA from Lutra lutra (Eurasian river otter), 1272 nucleotides. RefSeq names its product glutaredoxin 3 (gene GLRX3). Lineage: Eukaryota; Metazoa; Chordata; Mammalia; Carnivora; Mustelidae. The coding region runs from base 67 to 1071 and encodes 334 amino acids. The record is from RefSeq and is a predicted model, not a curated record. The transcript is spliced from 11 exons.
CAGCCUCCGGAGGCCCCGCCCCCGCCGACCGCCCGCACUCGAUUGCUCCUGUCUGGCGGCUGCAGCAUGGCGGCGGGGGCGGCCGAGGCGGCGGCGGCCGUGGUGGAGGUCGGCUCAGCCCAGCACUUUGAGGAGCUGCUGCGCCUCAGAGCCAAGUCCCUCCUUGUGGUCCAUUUCUGGGCGCCAUGGGCCCCACAGUGUGCUCAGAUGAACGACGUGAUGGCAGAGUUAGCCAAAGAACAGCCUCGAGUUUCAUUUGUGAAGUUGGAAGCUGAAGCUGUUCCUGAAGUAUCUGAAAAAUAUGAAAUUAGUUCUGUUCCCACCUUUCUGUUUUUCAAGAAUUCUCAGAAAAUUGACCGAUUAGAUGGUGCACAUGCCCCUGAGUUGACCAAAAAAGUUCAGCGACAUGCAUCUAGCGGCUCCUUCCCACCCAGUGGUAACGAGCGUCCUAAAGAAGAUCUCAGCCUUCGCCUGAAGAAAUUAACUCAUGCCGCCCCUUGCAUGUUGUUUAUGAAAGGAACUCCUCAGGAGCCGCGCUGUGGUUUCAGCAAGCAGAUGGUGGAAAUCCUUAACAAACAUAAUAUUCAGUUUAGCAGUUUUGAUAUCUUCUCAGAUGAAGAAGUUCGUCAGGGCCUCAAAACCUAUUCCAACUGGCCCACCUAUCCCCAGCUCUAUGUUUCUGGAGAGCUCAUAGGAGGACUUGACAUCAUUAAGGAGCUGGAAGCAUCUGACGAAUUAGAUACAAUUUGCCCCAAAGCUCCGAAACUAGAGGAAAGGCUCAAAGUACUGACAAAUAAAGCUUCUGUGAUGCUCUUUAUGAAAGGAAACAAACAGGAAGCAAAGUGUGGAUUCAGCAAACAGAUUCUGGAAAUACUAAAUAGUACUGGUGUUGAAUAUGAGACAUUUGAUAUAUUGGAGGAUGAAGAAGUUCGGCAGGGGUUAAAAACUUACUCGAAUUGGCCCACGUACCCUCAGCUGUAUGUGAAAGGGGAGCUUGUUGGAGGUCUGGAUAUUGUUAAGGAACUGAGAGACAGUGGAGAGCUGCUGCCAGUGCUGAAAGGAGAGAACUAGGGAGUGUCCGCUCGGUGCCCGACUGCUACGGGAGACCUACGGGAGACCAUCGUCACAGCCGGGCCGCGCACGACUCCGUUCUCAGACCGCUGCUCACCCGUUAGGCUCGGUGUAUCCCACCAGCUUGUGCUAAAUACACGUAUGAUUUGUUUGUUUUUCACCAAACAGGAUGCAAUAAACAUCUUCAAAUCCGAUUAAAAA